Molecule: messenger RNA, 2502 nt
Organism: Populus trichocarpa (black cottonwood)
Lineage: Eukaryota; Viridiplantae; Streptophyta; Magnoliopsida; Malpighiales; Salicaceae
Exons: 8
Coding region: 1-2502 (833 amino acids)
Source: RefSeq, a predicted model, not a curated record
AUGGGUUGUCUUAGAUCAUACGAGCUCUUUUCUGCUGAAAUAUGCUUGGAAAAUCACUAUGCUUUUGCUGCUUCUUUUAUCUAUGGCUUUAACACUAUCCAAGCACGGCGUACCCUCUGGGAAGAUCUUCGCAGGUGGAGUCCAAACUCUUUAUGGCUUGUUCUUGGUGAUUUUAAUUUUUUGCUCUCCAAGGAAGAUAAGCACAAUGGUGCUCAUAUUACUAGCUAUGAAGUCUCUGACUUUAGGGAGUGUUACACUGAUUUGGGCCUUGUUGAUCUAAAUUCCACUGGCUGCUUCUUCACCUGGUCUAAUGGUCAUGUUUGGAGCAAACUUGAUCGGGUCUUGGCCAAUCCUCUCUGGUUCUCUUUGCCUCAGCAAACCCAUGUUCAUUUUGACAACCCUGGUGUUUUCUCUAAUCACUCCCCUGCCUCUGUUCAGCUUGACCCUCAACAGCCUAGAGGGAACAGGAACUUCAAAUUCUUUAACAUGUGGGCGGAUCAUCCUCAUUUCCUGGAGGUUAUUUCACAGGGUUGGAAUACUCAAGUCAAUGGCUCCUGUAUGUACUCUCUCUACAGGAAAUUAAAAUGCUUAAAGAGGCCUUUGAAAGAGCUUAACAAGCUACAUUUUAGUCAUAUCUCUGAAAGAGUUGCCCGUGCUAAAGCUGAUCUGGCUACUCACCAAUCUCUUCUCCACCAUGACCGAGAUAAUACUCAACUUCUGUCGCAGGAAAGGAAUCUUAGAUCUUCCUUGUUGAAUUUAAAAUAUACGGAGCAGAUGUUCUUUGGGCAAAAGCUAAAAUCUAAUUUUCUCAAGGAGGCUGACAAAGGAUCUCGUUUCUUCCAUUCUCUGAUGAGUCAGAAACAUCAAAGAAAUCACAUUCCAGCUAUCAACCCCUGCCUCGAUAGUUCUUCCCAUGAUUCUUUACUUGGACCUGUGACAAAUGAGCUUAUCCAACAAACUCUCUCCAGCAUUGGUAAUGAUAAGUCGUUAGGGCCAGAUGGCUACACCUCUUUGUUUUUUAAAAAAGCUUGGGGUAUUGUUGGAGGUGACUUCUGUGCUGCCAUCAAAGAUUUCUUUGCUUCUAGGAAGAUGCUCAAGCAAGUCAACCAUUCCAUUAUCUCCCUCGUUCCAAAAUCUACCACUAUUAACUCAGCAGCAGAUUUUCGUCCCAUCUCUUGCUACAAUGUCAUUUACAAGGUCAUCUCUAAGAUCCUUGCUGGACGUAUGGCUCAAGUUAUGAAUACCAUCAUCAGCCCUGCUCAGAAUGCAUUUCUCGAUGGUAGGAACAUGGCUGAAAACAUCAACCUCUUGCUGGAGCUUCUUCGUCAUUAUGAGCACAAGACAUCCUCCCCCAAAUGCAUUAUCAAGAUUGAUUUCAGAAAGGCGUUUGACAUUAUUCAGUGGUCCUUCCUGCGGUUUUCGGAGGGUCAGUUUCCUUUCAAGUAUCUUGGUGUGCCUCUUAGCCCUCAUCGCUUGUUGGCCAGCCAAUUUUCUCCUCUCCUGCAAAAGCUUGAGUUGGUCAUUCAAAGAUGGAUGGGUAAGCAUUUAUCUUAUGCUGGCCAGCUUGAGCUCAUCAGAUCUGAUUUGCAUGGCAUGGUCCAGUUCUGGCUUGUUAUUUUCCAUGUCCCUGUUAUUGUUAUCAACAAGAUAAACAGUCUAUGUCGCAGCUUCCUCUGGUCUGGUAAUCAUUUCUCCAAGCACUCUGCCCUUGUUGCCUGGUACAAGGUGUGUCUUCCCCAAUCUGAAGGAGGUCUCGAGCUCUUAGACAUCAAGAAAUCCUUUUCCUCUUUAUGGAAAUCAAUCUGUUCUCUUAAAAGUCAUUUGAUAGCUCAGCUUGGAGGUAUUUCGGAUGCUAUUGAUACUCUUCAGGGUUGGUAUCAUGGAUCGGGGUCUUUCAUUGCCAAUGCUCAUGAGUUCUUUCGGGUUAAAGGAAAUCCUCUUGCUGUCCUAGGUAAGCUCAAAAUGAAGGAUCGGCUCAACUUCCUCUCUAUUGAUGCUAUUUGUGUCCUAUGUAAUCGGGAGGAGGAAUCCCAUGCUCACCUGUUUUUCAACUAUGAUUGGACUUCAUUGUUAUGGAGUCGUGUUAAGCAGUGGCUUUGUCUAAAUCGUUCCAUGUCUUCCUUAUUUGGUGCGCUUCGAGGUCUCUUUGGAAGAAGUUUUUACUGCCGAAUUGUGUAUUCCGCAGCGAAUCAGGUGUUCGCUACUGAAUUGUGUAUUCUUCAGCGAUUCAAGUGUUCGCUGCGGAAUUGUGUAUUCCGCAGCGAAUCAGGUGUUCACUACCGAACUUGUGUUGUCCGCAGUGAAUCAGGUGUUCGUCGCCUAAUUUGUGUUGUCCGCACUGAAUUAGGUGUUCGCCGCCGAAUUGUGUAUUCCGCAACGAAUCAGGUGUUCGCUACCAAAUCUGUGUUGUCUGCAACGAAUCAGAUGCAAAUGUACUUAUUUGUGGCCAUUGAUGUCUUAGGUGGUGUGACCAGGAUCGGACCAUCGUCAGGACAAGGAUAG